Messenger RNA from Hyaloscypha bicolor E, 1240 nucleotides. RefSeq lists its product as uncharacterized. The coding region runs from base 139 to 1032 and encodes 297 amino acids. The transcript is spliced from 2 exons. The record is from RefSeq and is a predicted model, not a curated record. NCBI's taxonomy places the organism in Eukaryota, Fungi, Ascomycota, Leotiomycetes, Helotiales, Hyaloscyphaceae.
UUGUGAUCGGCUUAUUGCGAGGGACGUGCAGACAGCCUCCUUCCACGACAUCCAACUAUUUUUGUUGUACCACCUGACUGAAUCAGUUACCCUUGCAAAAGAUCUGCUCAAUCUACAAUACAUAUAUGUAGUCGUACGAUGUCUUCUCCUUUGAAUCCUUCACCACCUCCAGCCAUCCCCAAUUCCGCCAAAGUUCGCGACUCGGCCCCGAAGGUUGUACGAGAGCAAAGUCGGCUUGACGGGAUCCUCGAGACCGCGAGACAGCGGAAGCUGGCUAUGGAUGGGACUGGGAAUUCCAGCGGUGUGGACGAGGUAGGGAGCUACGGCUCGCGGACAGACGCGCUGAAAGCAAGCAACAUCAACGAUGGGCUGCCGGAGACAGAGAGCAGUGCGGACGAGGAGACGAGCAUUAUGCGGCGGCCCAGGAAGACGAAUCCGAAUGCGAAUUAUCAGGGCACGGCGCUGGCGAAGACGUCGUCGAGGACGAGGUCGAUGGGGAAUAAGCCGAGCACGAGCAGUAUUCGCCGGGCGGGGAGGGUGCAUAGGGAGGAGGAGCCGCAGCAUGGCGAUGAGGCGGUGGUGGAUGAGCAGGAGAGCUGGUGGGCGAGGCUGCUGUCUGAUUAUGGGAGCUUGGAGCUGGAGAAUAAGGGGAGUGUGGCGAGAGAUCAUUUGGCGCUGGAACGCACCUUUCUUGCAUGGCUGAGAACCUCGCUCGCCUUUGCUUCGAUUGGGAUAGCUAUCACGCAGCUCUUCCGGCUCAAUACUACUUCUGCGGGCAGUGGGGGAUUCGAUCCAUACCAGCAUCUAAGACAGAUGGGGAAGCCGCUUGGUGCGACGUUCCUUGCUAUCAGCAUUGUGAUGCUCUUUGUGGGGUUCCAUCGGUAUUUCGAGUCGCAGCACUGGAUCAUACGGGGGAAAUUUCCUGCGAGUAGGGGGAGCAUAGCGCUGGUUGCGUUCGUCACGUUUGCCUUGAUGAUUACAUGUUUGGUGGUGGUGGUUGUUGUGGAGCCUGGGCAAUAUGAAAAGAGAUAAUAGGAAUACUCGUUGGAGUUUGGGAGCUGUUGCACAGAUGGGUGGCAUUGAAGGAGUCUGGGAAGGUUGGCAUUUGCUUUGGCGUUGCUUCAAGCUACUGUAGAGAUAUAUCAAAAGAUAUUUGCGGUACAAGUGGGCAGAGUCAACCAUUCAAGACUAGUAUUGAACUUCCAAUACAACAUCAAAAUCGAAAUUUAAAAGCUUAAAC